AGAGGAGUGAGGCGCCGGGAGCAGAGGAACCGGGAUCUCGCCCCUCCAUGGCCGACAAGAUGAAGCAGCUCUUCCUCCUCUACCUCUUUGGGUUCAUCGCUCAUUCUUCCGAGAUUGAAGACAACAAAAUCCCCAGGCUCUGCUCGGGACAGCCAGGCAUCCCAGGCACCCCAGGCCUGCACGGGGGCCAGGGGCUGCCAGGCAGAGAUGGACGAGAUGGCCGGGAUGGGGCAAUGGGGAUACCAGGCGAGAAGGGCGAGAUGGGCCCUCCUGGCCCCCCUGGCCCCCGCGGGGAGGUGGGCAGCCCCGGUGUGGACGGCCUGCACGGUGAGAAGGGCGCACAGGGCGAGUGUGCAGUGGCCCCUCGAUCGGCCUUCAGCGCCAAGCGCUCCGAGUCGCGCAGCCCGCCGCUGGCCGACCAGCCCAUCCGCUUCGAUGUGGUGCUCAUCAAUGAGCAGGGCCACUACGACCCCGCCACGGGCAAGUUCACCUGUGAAGUGCCCGGCCUCUACUACUUCGCCGUGCACGCCACCGUGUACCGCGCCAGCCUCCAGUUCGACAUUAUGAAGAACGGCCAGUCUGUGGCCUCCUUCUUCCAGUACUACGGGAACUGGCCCAAGCCCACAUCGCUCUCAGGGGGCACCCUGGUCCGCCUGGAGCCCGAGGACGAGGUGUGGGUGCAGGUGGGUGUCGGGGACUACAUCGGCUUCUACGCCAGCGUCAAGACUGACAGCACUUUCACCGGCUUCCUCGUCUACUCCUACUGGCAAAACUCUGCCGUCUUCGCAUGAGCCCUUGCUGCGCGCCCCUUCCCUUGCUGUCGUGCUGAAACCAGGGCUCAGCCUCAGCCCGUGUUACAGCA
Molecule: messenger RNA, 862 nt
Organism: Nothoprocta perdicaria
Lineage: Eukaryota; Metazoa; Chordata; Aves; Tinamiformes; Tinamidae
Gene: C1QTNF5
Product: C1q and TNF related 5
Exons: 3
Coding region: 48-791 (247 amino acids)
Molecular function (GO): protein binding
Source: RefSeq, a predicted model, not a curated record